AUGAGGUUCAGCCUCCUCUCUUCCUGCCUGGCAUUCUCAGCCAGUCUCAUCGCUGCUGUCCCGACAUUCCCCAACGCACAGUCGACUCGAGAUGUCGAUUCUGAGUUUGACUAUGUUAUAGUGGGCAGCGGUGCGGGCGGCGGCCCACUCGCUUGUCGUCUCGCUAUGGCUGGCUACAAGACAUUGCUUCUUGAAGCUGGCGGCGAUGCUAACGGCAACGUGAACAUCUCGGUUCCCGGGUACCAAGCCGUCGUCACGGCCGAUCCCAAACUCAGAUGGGAUAUUUUUGUCAACCACUACAAAGACCAAAACCGCGCCAAAAGAGAUCCCAAAUAUGUCUACGAGAUCGGUCCUUACGAGUAUCAUGUCGGUCCUAAUCCUCCUCCUGGAGCCAAGGACUUGGGCAUCUUGUAUCCUCGCGGCAGCAUGCUCGGAGGCUCCGUCACUCACAAUGCCCUCAUCUGGAUCAUUCCUCACAAGCAAGACUUUGACACCAUCGCCACCAUCACUGGCGAUGACUCGUGGGCCGCAAGCAACAUGAACCAAUAUCUCAACAAGGUCUACCAAUGGCUUCCAAACAUGCCCACCGACCCGACCAUUUUGCUCAGAGAUCUCCCUCUGGCUCGGCACCUCGUCGCUGGAGCUAACGCCGUGGGAAUCGACGUUCCUGUCCUUACGCCGCUGGCCAAGCUGUCCCAGCUCUUGCUCAUGAGCCCCAACAGCCGGGUCAACCCAGCAAGAGAUGCCACUGAGGGCUACUUCCAGGUGCCCCUCACCAUGAAGUUGGGUGAACGAUCCGCGGUCCGGGAGUUCAUCCUCAAGACCGUUGCAGACGGCCAUCCCCUCACCGUGCGGACAAACACCUUUGUCACCAAGAUCAAUUUCAACACCACCGGUUCCAAGCCCAGAGCUACGGGGGUGGAGUACAUGGAGGGCGAAUACCUCUACAAAGCCAGCCCCCUUCACCGCACCAAUUUCGGCAAGAGGGGGUCUGCCAAAGCCAAAAGAGAAGUCAUCGUUUCUGCCGGCACGUUCAACACCCCUCAGCUUCUGAAGCUAAGCGGUAUCGGCCCCGCCCCCGAGCUCCUACGGUUUGGCAUCCCCAUCAUCAAACACCUCCCGGGAGUAGGAACCAACAUGAUGGACCGCUACGAAAUCCCCGUCAACGUCGUUCACGAGGACGAUUUCUCUGUUCUUGACGGUUGCACGUUUGAUCUCAAGCCUCAUGAUUUGUGUCUGAAGCAGUGGCUGGACAAUCCUUACAUCCUUGCCGCGAGGGGAGCUUAUGCGUCCAACGGACUAGCAGCCAUGAUGCUCAAGCGGUCCAGCUUUGCCUCCACGUCAGACAUUGACCUCUCCAUCUUUGGCGGGCCGCUCAAUUUCCAGGGCUAUUUCCCCGGCUGGCACGACUUUUCCGUCCGUGAUCACAAGCACUUUUCCUGGUACAGCCUCAAAGCCCACACGCGAAACCGCGCCGGGACGGUGGAACUCAGAUCAGCCGACCCGUUGGAUCAGCCAGAGAUCAACUUUAACUACUUUGACACUGGCACCACCGCCGGCGGGGCUGAUCAGUUGGACUUGGGGGCCUUGAUCCAGGCAAUCAGGACGUCAAGGGAGGCAUUGGCGGAUUACUACAAGUUUCCUAUUUUGGGGGGGACUAACUACACAGAGGAGAAGCCAGGGGCGCAUGUGCAGAGUGAUGAGGCUAUUGGGCAGUUUAUCAAGGAUGAGGCUUGGGGUCAUCACGCUGCUUGUUCUUGUCCCAUUGGGGAGGAGGGGAACCCGAUGGCGGUGCUGGAUUCGGAGUUCAGGGUUAGGGGGGUGGAUGGGUUGAGGGUGGUGGAUGCGAGUGUUUUUCCAGAUAUUCCGGGCAUUUUUAUUCAGAGUGCUAUUUUUAUGGUUAGUGAGAAGGCGGCGGAUGUGCUGAUUAGGGAGGCCAAGGCGGCGGAUGGGGAGUAG
Molecule: messenger RNA, 1959 nt
Organism: Podospora pseudocomata
Lineage: Eukaryota; Fungi; Ascomycota; Sordariomycetes; Sordariales; Podosporaceae
Exons: 1
Coding region: 1-1959 (652 amino acids)
Molecular function (GO): flavin adenine dinucleotide binding; oxidoreductase activity, acting on CH-OH group of donors
Source: RefSeq, a predicted model, not a curated record